This is a messenger RNA of Caenorhabditis elegans, 290 nucleotides long. RefSeq names its product DUF1412 domain-containing protein (gene Y38E10A.9). The record is from RefSeq and is marked reviewed. NCBI's taxonomy places the organism in Eukaryota, Metazoa, Nematoda, Chromadorea, Rhabditida, Rhabditidae. The transcript is spliced from 2 exons. Bases 5 to 238 code for a protein of 77 amino acids.
CAAAAUGUUCUCAAAUCUUUUUAUCUUCCUUGUACUUUCCCUUCUCCUGUCUACAGUAUCCGUAUCCGCUGGAGCUAUUCGUCAGCGACGUGCAACUCCAGAGCUAUUCAAUCCGAAUGGAGUAAUUGUGAAUAUGGUGUCGGAUCCUGUGGCUGGAGGACCAAUGGAGAUGGGCUGGCUCCAAGUACCACAUAUUGAUAAUCCGAUGUAUGCGCCGGUCGAGGAGAAGAAAGCUUGAAUUUAUCUUGGUUUUACAAACUCUCUUGGUUUUAAUAAAUUUGAACUUGAAA